Hevea brasiliensis (rubber tree) is the source of this 1497-nucleotide messenger RNA. Its product is annotated as protein TRIGALACTOSYLDIACYLGLYCEROL 3, chloroplastic-like. The record is from RefSeq and is a predicted model, not a curated record. Gene Ontology annotation, molecular function: ATP binding; ATP hydrolysis activity. Bases 16 to 1083 code for a protein of 355 amino acids. Lineage: Eukaryota; Viridiplantae; Streptophyta; Magnoliopsida; Malpighiales; Euphorbiaceae. The transcript has 11 exons.
GUGCCUCCGCAAAGUAUGGCUUCCUUGUCUGGAUCAAUGUUGUUUCCUGCUACAUUACCGCAUGGUUCUACUCGGUCUACUAGAUUCUCUAUUUGGAGUGCGGGCACAAUCACUUCGUUAUGUUAUAAACCGAGAAAUGAGCAGAGAAAAGUUGUGUGUGCUUGUAUGGCACCUCCGUGGAACAUAGGCAGUGAUGAAUAUCCUGCAACAAAAUUCAAUAAUUUGUAUAAAUCAGAGCAUUUGGAGACGGUAAUGGAACCGGAGGAUGAUUCUGAUGUUCUAAUUGAAUGUAAAAAUGUCUACAAGUCAUUUGGGGAGAAGGAUAUUCUGAGAGGUGUGAGCUUCAAGAUUAGACAUGGUGAAGCAGUUGGUAUUAUUGGACCUUCAGGGACUGGGAAAUCUACAAUAUUGAAGAUUAUUGCAGGACUUCUUGCUCCAGACAAGAUGAAUAAUCAGGAUGGGGAGGUUUAUAUCCGAGGUAGAAAGAGAGAUGGUUUAAUUAGUGAUCAGGAUAUAUCAGGGCUUCGAAUUGGAUUGGUGUUUCAAAGUGCAGCUCUUUUCGAUUCUUUGACUGUACGUGAAAAUGUUGGUUUCCUAUUAUAUGAAAACUCAAACAUGGGAGAGGAACAAAUCUCAGAGCUUGUAAAGGAAACAUUGGCUGCUGUAGGUUUGAAGGGAGUUGAAGAUCGAUUACCUUCAGAGUUGUCAGGUGGAAUGAAGAAAAGAGUUGCCUUGGCUGGCUCUAUAAUUUGUGAUAUCACAAAGGAGUCAAUAGAGCCAGAGGUGCUUUUGUAUGAUGAACCAACUGCUGGACUUGAUCCAAUUGCAUCUACUGUAGUAGAAGACCUCAUCCGUUCUGUCCAUAUGAUAGAAGAAGAUGCAGUUGGGAAGCCAGGGAAAAUUGCAUCUUAUAUGGUUGUUGCUCAUCAACAUAGCACCAUUGGGAGGGCUGUUGACAGGUUGUUGUUUCUUUAUGAAGGAAAGAUUGUUUGGCAAGGGAUAACUCAUGAAUUCACUGCAUCAACCAAUCCAAUUGUUCAACAGUUUGCAUCAGGAAGCCUGGAUGGGCCAAUCAGAUAUUAAGACAUGAACCAUGGAGGUUUUGCAUGAUGGAAUUUGGAGAUCAGAAUUCUUAGAAGCAUGUGCGUGCAGAUUUUGCUCCUGUCCCCCUGAUUGACACUUUUGAAUGUGUCUUGCAGCCGACCAAAACUCUUGGCCUCAAAAGAGACUAAACUGGUUCACUGAGGAGUCAUCUUGAUUUGCCAUCGCCAUUUGCCAGCUUGUACAGUAUAUGCUCUUUAGGAUGCUGGCGGAUGUGAAUUUAACGUUUGGGAAAACAUAUGAGGGAGAGAAAUGUAUCCAUUAAUAUUCUUUUUAGUUUCUAAUUUAGUUCACAAUAUUAGGCCAACUUCUUUGGGUUAACGUCACGUUAUAGCAGUGGGACAUUUGGAAUAGUGUAUAUCCCAAAUUUACAUAAUGAAAGAUGUUGAUUCUCUA